AUGCUAAGCGCAACGGGGGCACGGGAGUUUAUAGUCUCUGUUCGCGAUGCAGUCAAUGAGGAUGGUAGCAAGAAAUAUUUUCUUGACGUUCGGAUCAAUUGCUUUGUUACCAAGGUUAUAUUCGAUACUUCUGCUAAUCCACCUCGCGCAACAGGAGUUGAGUUCCUCGACGGCGAGUAUUUAUACAAAGCUAGCCCCUUGUCUGGGCAAGGUAAAACCGGCACCCCUGGCAGUGUGAUUGCGUCGCGCGAGGUCAUCGUCGCUGGGGGCGUUUACAAUUCGCCACAAUUACUAAAAUAA
Aspergillus caelatus is the source of this 300-nucleotide messenger RNA. RefSeq lists its product as uncharacterized. Lineage: Eukaryota; Fungi; Ascomycota; Eurotiomycetes; Eurotiales; Aspergillaceae. Bases 1 to 300 code for a protein of 99 amino acids. The record is from RefSeq and is a predicted model, not a curated record. The transcript has a single exon. Gene Ontology annotation, molecular function: flavin adenine dinucleotide binding; oxidoreductase activity, acting on CH-OH group of donors.